AUGCCUAAAGAAGCGAGCGACAAGCAACUCGAGACAUGCAAAGCGAAUACGCCGAAGCCACACACCCUCACCACGUCCACCGGUGCGCCGAUUGACGAGAAGAAAGCGGUGUUGACAGUUGGACCAAGGGGACCGAUGCUCAUGCAGGAUGUCGUCUACAUGAACGAGAUGCAACACUUCGAUCGAGAGCGUAUCCCUGAACGAGUUGUGCAUGCGAAAGGAGCCGGAGCUCAUGGCUAUCUGGAAAUCACGCACGACAUCUCCAAGUACACGCGAGCCGAGAUUUUCUCGAAAGUCGGUAAACAGACGCCGUGCUUCUUGCGAUUCUCGACUGUUGGUGGUGAAUCCGGUUCGGCUGACACGGCUCGUGAUCCUCGCGGUUUUGCCCUCAAAUUCUACACGCAAGAGGGAAAUUGGGAUCUCGUCGGCAACAACACACCGAUCUUCUUCAUUCGUGAUCCCAUCUUUUUCCCCUCGUUCAUUCACACGCAAAAGCGUAAUCCGCAAACGCAUUUGAAGGAUCCAAAUGCAAUGUUCGAUUUCUGGGGCCAUCGUGCGGAAGCUAUUCACCAAGUGAUGUUCUUGUUCUCGGAUAGAGGAACUCCUGAUGGAUAUCGGUUCAUGAAUGGAUAUGGCUCGCACACCUUCAAACUCGUCAACAAGGAGAACGAGGCCGUUUACUGUAAAUUCCACUUCAAGACUGCUCAAGGCAUCAAGAACUUGACCUCGGAGAAGGCUGGCCGUUUGUCAGCUGAAGAUCCGGACUACUCGAUUCGGGAUCUCUUCAACGCCAUCGAGAAGGGCGAUUUCCCGCAAUGGAAUUUGUUCAUUCAGGUGAUGACCUUGCAACAGGCCGAGCAACACGAGUUCAACCCGUUCGACGUCACAAAGGUCUGGCCGCACAAGCAAUUCCCCUUGAUUCCCGUGGGGAAACUGGUGUUGAACCGAAAUCCGAAAAACUACUUUGCCGAGGUGGAGCAAUCAGCUUUCUGCCCAGCGCAUGUCGUGCCGGGCAUCGAGUUCUCGCCGGAUCGAAUGCUCCAGGGUCGCAUCUUCUCCUACACUGACACGCAUUUCCAUCGUUUGGGCGCAAACUAUCAACAAUUGCCGAUCAAUUGCCCGUUCCGUGCCCGCGCACACAACUAUCAACGCGACGGAGCGGCCACCUAUGAUUCACAGGCUGAGGCUCCAAACUAUCAUCCAAAUUCGUUCAAUGGACCAACUGAACUCGUUGGAGGACACGCUAAAGAACAUGUGCACAAAUUGACUGGAGAUGUGACACGAUAUGAUGAUGGAAAUGCCAACAAUUUCGAGCAACCAAGAGAAUUCUGGACAAAAGUUUUGGACGAGGGCGCCCGCGAGCGAAUGGUCGAGAAUUUCGCUGGUGCUUUGUCUGGCUGCCACUCGUACAUUAUCGACCGCUUCCUCAACGUUUGUCAACAGGUCCAUCCCGAUUUUGGGCAAAAACUUCGCAAGGCUGUCAUCGCGCAUGGAGGAGCUGCGGCUGCUGAAAAGGCUCAUAUU
This is a messenger RNA of Mesorhabditis belari, 1524 nucleotides long. NCBI's taxonomy places the organism in Eukaryota, Metazoa, Nematoda, Chromadorea, Rhabditida, Rhabditidae. The record is from the annotation of a GenBank genome assembly.